Molecule: messenger RNA, 1062 nt
Organism: Sesamum indicum (sesame)
Lineage: Eukaryota; Viridiplantae; Streptophyta; Magnoliopsida; Lamiales; Pedaliaceae
Product: large ribosomal subunit protein uL30y
Biological process (GO): maturation of LSU-rRNA from tricistronic rRNA transcript (SSU-rRNA, 5.8S rRNA, LSU-rRNA)
Cellular component (GO): cytosolic large ribosomal subunit
Molecular function (GO): structural constituent of ribosome; RNA binding
Source: RefSeq, a predicted model, not a curated record
GCUAGGGUUUUCUCACUACAUUUCUCGGAGCCUCUACUUCAGCAGAAACCCUAGUGCCCCUGCGCUUGUUUCAAUCAGAGAUGGCUGAGGCUAAAGGUAAUGUGGUAGUUCCGGAGUCAGUUUUGAAGAAGCAGAAGAGGGCUGAAGAGUGGGCCCUUGCAAAGUCGAAAGAGGUUGAAGAGGCAAAGAAGAAGAAAGCUGAGACCCGAAAGUUGAUCUGCAAGAAAGCAAGAGUAUAUGCAAAGGAGUAUGAGCAACAAGAGAAGGAAUUGAUUCAGUUGAAGCGUGAAGCCAGAUUGAAGGGUGGCUUCUAUGUCAACCCAGAAGCUAAGCUUUUGUUCAUCAUCAGAAUCCGCGGAAUUAAUGCAAUGCACCCAAGGACCAAGAAAAUUCUGCAGCUUCUCAGAUUGCGGCAGAUCUUUAAUGGCGUCUUUUUGAAAGUGAACAAAGCUACGAUGAACAUGCUGCACAGGGUUGAGCCUUAUGUCACAUAUGGGUACCCCAAUCUAAAAAGUGUCAAGGAGUUGAUUUACAAGAGGGGUUAUGGAAAAGUAAACAAGCAAAGAAUUGCUUUGACUGACAACUCGAUAAUUGAGCAGGUACUGGGCAAGUAUGGAAUAAUUUGCGUGGAAGAUCUCAUUCACGAGGUCAUGACUGUGGGGCCCCAUUUCAAGGAAGCAAACAACUUCUUGUGGCCAUUCCAACUGAAGGCACCUCUCGGUGGUUUGAAGAAGAAGAGGAACCAUUAUGUUGAAGGUGGUGAUGCUGGUAACCGCGAGGAUUACAUUAAUGAACUCAUCAGGAGGAUGAACUAAGUUUUCCUGCAGAUCUGCUUUGCCUAGACUUUGUUUUUUGUUAAAUUUUCAAGACUUCUGCAGAGUUAUGUCAUUAGAACCAGAGGUUUAUGCUUGAAUUUUGUAGUUAUUAUUUGAGAUAUGACCCUCAAAGUUGAAUCAACUGCAAUUUUGCAUUUUCUCCAAGACUUGGGUUUAGCUGAUUAUUGCCUAUUUAAUAGUAAUGUGUUGUUUUGGGUAUGUUUGCUGUAGUCUUGUAUUGUUUUUC